Hypanus sabinus (Atlantic stingray) is the source of this 1919-nucleotide messenger RNA. RefSeq names its product SprT-like N-terminal domain (gene sprtn). Gene Ontology annotation, molecular function: polyubiquitin modification-dependent protein binding; metalloendopeptidase activity; single-stranded DNA binding. The coding region runs from base 46 to 1557 and encodes 503 amino acids. Gene Ontology annotation, cellular component: nucleus. The transcript is spliced from 5 exons. Gene Ontology annotation, biological process: DNA repair. Lineage: Eukaryota; Metazoa; Chordata; Chondrichthyes; Myliobatiformes; Dasyatidae. The record is from RefSeq and is a predicted model, not a curated record.
GAUCGGGCGCAUUGUCGUCACGUGAUACAGGAGGGUCCGGCGCUAAUGGUUCGGAGGAUGGAGGGAGAUUUGCUGUUGGCCCUCCAACUACAAGCCGCCUGGGCGGCCGAGGAUGAUGGCGUCCCGGGGGUCGGUCGACCGAGUCCAGCUGAGCCCCCGGUCCCGCUUUCGGUGGUGGACGAGUCAUGGGAAUUGAUGGACCCGAACCCGGACCUGCGCGGCCUCUUCCUGCAGUUCAACGACAUGUUCUUCUGGGGCCGGUUGGCCGGGGUGGAGGUGCGCUGGAGCCCGAGGAUGACGCUAUGUGCAGGUUUAUGCUGCUACGAGGGGAGAGGGGGACUGUGUUCAAUACGCAUCAGUGAACCUCUGCUGAAACUGCGGCCCAGGCGUGACUUGGUUGAAACACUGUUACAUGAAAUGAUCCACGCCUUGUUGUUUGUUACAAACAAUGACAAAGAUCAUGAUUCUCAUGGCCCUGAAUUCUGCAAACACAUGAACAGGAUCAACAAGAUGUCUGGAACCAAGAUCACUAUUUAUCACAACUUCCACGAGGAGAUUGAUGUAUACCGGCAGCACUGGUGGCGUUGUGACGGGCCCUGUCAAAACAGGCGGCCCUACUACGGUUAUGUGAAACGGGCAAUGAACAGAGCACCGUCGGCUCGAGACCCCUGGUGGGCUGAGCAUCAGCUGACGUGUGGUGGGACAUUUACUAAAAUUAAGGAACCAGAGAAUUAUAAGGCAAAGAAAGGGAAGGGAGAAGGAACGCCAGGACAUCUCUCAAGACCCUCAAAGGAUGAAGGUAAAUCUAUGGGUGUCCAUAUAUCCACUGUCAUCCCGUUCAGUGGUAAAGGUCACAUCCUCAAAGGCAGCAGUCCGAACUCAGCUGUUCAACAUGUGUCCCCAGGGAAUAUUUCUGAGAGAUUGCUCGCUCGGUCAUCCCACAAUGUUCCAUGGGCUUCUGAAUCUCCUUUGCGGUUCUGGACCGCUGAAUCUAAUGGGCAAGAAGCUGCUGUAAAGGCCUCAAGUUCAUCUACCUCUCUGCUGUCAGAUUUGGGGUCUCCUGGAAGCCCACCAAAAAGUCCAGGAGCCCACCCAAGCUCAAAACUUACUAAAAAAUCUGUUUCCAACAGCAAGGCUUUUGUCAGCAUCAAUGGAUCACCUGUUCGGAUCAAUAGUGCCAUGCUAAUGAACACUGUGAAGAAGGUGCCAAAAGGUUGCCCGAAAAGGCCCAUCUCUGACUUGGACAGAUCUCCUCUUCAAAGGGACAGGGGUGAUGAGAAGAAGGCAAGGCCUGAUCCAUCCUUUCCCAGAGGGACCAUUUUGCAUGCCUUUGGUAAAUUGUCUACAGUCAGACAGGGAGGUCAAUCCACUGGGGCAAGCAUUUCCAGUGAGGCGGACUCUGAGAAUCUACAGAGCCCGAAAGGUGCUGCCGUGUUACCUCUGCAAGCCUCUGCAAGUGCUGGGAAUGAUAGCAAUAUGCCUGUUAACUGCCCAGUCUGUCAAUCUGCCGUCUUGGCUUCUGAAAUUAACCAACACUUGGAUCUGUGCCUUCAGUGACGGAGUUUAUUAGGAAAAUGUAAAUUGUAAACUCACUUCAGAAUUGUCAGGGUUGGUAAGAAUCAACAGGAGAGGGUGGGAGUUAAUUUGGGAGUGGUUUAUUUUGCCUACGGAUAUUCUGCGUUUUAACUUAAUCCCCACUGUUUGUCUCUGAGACCUUUUAAAGUGAAAACGUGUAUUUGGAACGUUUAUUAAAAGAAUGUUUUCUGCAGUUUUUAUCAUGGUAUUUAAUUGUAUUAAUGUUAACUAAUACUUCCCUAAUUCUUACAGCCAAUUAAAAUGUUAAAUAUUUUUCAAUGCAAUUUCUGUGGAUCUAAAUUAUUUGGAUAAUCUAUUUUUCCAAUAAAGAUGACAGUGACUUA